Messenger RNA from Schistosoma guineensis, 399 nucleotides. Lineage: Eukaryota; Metazoa; Platyhelminthes; Trematoda; Strigeidida; Schistosomatidae. The record is from the annotation of a GenBank genome assembly.
AUGAGUUCGGGACCUAAAACCCUGAAAAGAAAGCCUGAUGAAUCUGUUAGUGAUCAGGUCCCAGUUAAAGUAAUUGAAAAAUCAAGUGAGGGUUCUCGACGUCCUGCGAUUAUAAGUCCUAUCAAAUUAAAUGUACCCACACAGGAUUUUACACCUGAAAUCCCUAAAAAGGUAGACAGCAAGGUCCGUGAAGUCUUCAACUCAGAUGAGGAAAGUGAGGAAGAGGAAAUUCCAACGGAAGCCAGAAUACGAAUGCGAAAUUUAGGAAGGUACACUCCCACAUCUUGCGGUCCCAAUUCUUUUGGAAAAGGAAGAUUUGGUUUUGUUGAUCGUAGAGCAUUACUUAAUAAACAAACAGAAGCAUUGAAUGAAGCAGUUUCAGGAGAGAAUGAACGUUAG